Ceratitis capitata (Mediterranean fruit fly) is the source of this 501-nucleotide messenger RNA. Its product is annotated as chymotrypsin inhibitor-like. The transcript is spliced from 2 exons. The record is from RefSeq and is a predicted model, not a curated record. Lineage: Eukaryota; Metazoa; Arthropoda; Insecta; Diptera; Tephritidae. Bases 42 to 290 code for a protein of 82 amino acids.
UCGUUCAGAAAAGUAGUAUUAAAAAAUAUUUCCACGAAAGCAUGAUUUAUAAAUUUUGUUUACUAUUUUUGCUUGUUCUAAGCAUCGCUGGUUUUGUUUCACCGCUGCCAGGGGGAAAUCGCAGAAGUUGUGGGGAAAACGAAGUGUACACAGAAUGUGCCAGCCGUUGCCAGCCCAGGUGCUUUAUUACCAGAGAUACCUGCACGUUACAAUGUAUGCAUGGAUGUAUAUGUAAACGUGGUUAUAUCUUGAACGCAAACAAUACAUGUGUCUUGCUAGAUGAUUGUUAAGUGAAGGAAACACUUUAACGACGAUAGAUACGCAGAUGGAGGUGUAAUUCAGGUCUAUUGUGGGAUGGAUUAUGUAAGGAGUUUUAGAUUAAAAUAAAUAAAUCAAUUCAUUUUUCCGUUCUACCAAAUAUAUGAAAUGUAGGAAAAUAAAGAAUUUAGAGGUUCAAGGUAACCUAUUCAUGCCAUAAUAAUCUUUUAUAUAAGUUAGUAU